This is a messenger RNA of Neltuma alba, 756 nucleotides long. RefSeq names its product plant cysteine oxidase 2-like. Lineage: Eukaryota; Viridiplantae; Streptophyta; Magnoliopsida; Fabales; Fabaceae. The record is from RefSeq and is a predicted model, not a curated record. Gene Ontology annotation, molecular function: oxidoreductase activity, acting on single donors with incorporation of molecular oxygen, incorporation of two atoms of oxygen. Bases 373 to 741 code for a protein of 122 amino acids. The transcript has 2 exons.
UCCUUCUAUUCCUCUUUUCUCUCAUCCGUCCUCUGUUAAUCCCAUUUUUCGCAUUUCUCUCCCCACUUCAACUCUCCAUAACUACGCGACCUUCCCAGAAUUCGUAUCCCGUAUCAUCAUCCCACCAUUUUCCUCUGUUCUUCCUCUUUUUCCUUUUUUUUUCGGUUUUUUUUUUCUCCUCUGGUGCAUUUUGUUUUUCGGGACGUUGUUUCUCGCGUUUAGGGAUUUUCUUGGACAAUACCCAUUUACGGAAAACGAAUUCUGUCGGGUCCCUUGGAGGCAUUUCGUGAUUGAGCUCUGUUUUUAGUACUACACCGUGAUCGUAGUGUUUUUCUCUUAUUAAUAACUUGACUUUCUGCUGAAUUAAACUGAAUGGGGAUUGAGGGGACUUUGGCUGGUAGAAAGAGCAAAGACUUCUUUGAAAUACCAAAAGAGACGAAUCUCAAUGGUAAAUCAAGGAAGAACCGGCGGCGUCAGAAGAAGAUGUCGCCGGUUCAGAGACUAUUUGAGACUUGCCGGCAAGUAUUUGCCUCUGGUGGGACUGGGAUCGUUCCGCCUCCUCAGGACAUUGAAAAGCUUCGAGCUGUUAUAGACGCAAUAAAACUAGAAGAUGUCGGCUUGAAACCUGAAAUGCCAUAUUUCCGGAGGAACGCUGCUCAUAAAACCCCAAGAAUCACAUACCUCCAUAUCUAUGAGUGUGAAAAUUUCUCGGUAUUUUUUUUGCUUGCCCAAACUGCUUGAAGGAUGAAUUACGCC